GAUAACAGCUUACGCUACGGGGGCAGAUACCUUAGCUGUUGAGCUGUGGACUUGGCAGUGAUGCCAUGCGGGGCCGACUUGCGUCCCUAGGACGGGAGCCUGAACGAGGGCGGUGUCUUCGACAGGACAGCUCAAUGCGACAUCUUUUCGAGCGUCAACUCUUUGGCUAUCCCUAAACUUCGCGACAUUGCCUGUUACUCUUUCGAUUUACCUUGUGACCUCUUCCUUUUGCCCUCCGAAUCUUACGCGUUCGACCGACCUGAAAACAGCUCUUCACAAUGGCCUCCGAAGCAAGACUUUACACUUUCUCCCAAGAAACCAAAGACCACCUGCGCAAGUUCCGCCUCGGGACUUCGCGCUCCAACGACCCUCAGGCCGUCAUCUACCUGAUCGAUAAGACAACCAAAGAAAUCAAGCAAGACGACGACAAAGUUGUAUACAAGACCCUCGAGGAAAUCGGCGAUGACCUGCCCGAUCACAGCCCGAGAUUCGUACUGCUGAGCUAUCCCCUAACUCUUCCCUCCGGCCGACUAUCGGUGCCCUACGUUAUGCUCUACUACAUGCCCUCGACAUGCAACAGCGCGAUGCGCAUGUUGUACGCGGGCGCCAAGGAGCUGAUGCGCAACACGAGCGAGGUGACCAAGAUUAUUGAUAUUGAGUCGCCGGAAGAGCUGGAAGAGAUUCCGGCCAAGCUUGGGGCUGCUUAGACGUGUGGUAAUAAGGGCAGGCCGUGGAGAGGACAGUAGGGGGCGCCGAGCUGACAGCCUAAUCGUGGAUGGAUGGACAGACACAAAGACAAAGUGCAGCCAGAUG
This is a messenger RNA of Neurospora hispaniola, 813 nucleotides long. RefSeq lists its product as uncharacterized. Gene Ontology annotation, cellular component: actin cortical patch. Bases 279 to 707 code for a protein of 142 amino acids. Gene Ontology annotation, molecular function: Arp2/3 complex binding; actin binding. Gene Ontology annotation, biological process: negative regulation of Arp2/3 complex-mediated actin nucleation; actin filament debranching. Lineage: Eukaryota; Fungi; Ascomycota; Sordariomycetes; Sordariales; Sordariaceae. The record is from RefSeq and is a predicted model, not a curated record. The transcript has 5 exons.